This is a messenger RNA of Lycium ferocissimum, 1064 nucleotides long. RefSeq lists its product as uncharacterized. Bases 93 to 704 code for a protein of 203 amino acids. Lineage: Eukaryota; Viridiplantae; Streptophyta; Magnoliopsida; Solanales; Solanaceae. The record is from RefSeq and is a predicted model, not a curated record. The transcript has a single exon.
AACUCAAUUCAAGGUUUAAACUCUCUCCUAUAUCUCUCAUACCAUUUUUCUAGAGAUCAAAUACACCACUUUUAUAUACUUAGCUUGUUAGCAUGAGGCAGUGUUACCACGAACAAAGGACAGAAACCAUUGGAAUUGAAUCAAGAAAGAAGGGUUUAUGGAUUGAAGAAGAAGAAGAAGAAGAUAGUCUUUCGCUAUCUGAUCUUUCCAUUAAUGAUAUUGAUUCUGAAGAGUGGGAAAAGUAUUAUGACUCGAAGAGCAGUACUUCAUCAAGCUCUACGUCGUCAUCAUCACACUCUCCAGAUGAAGACAUAUUUGAGUUCAAUAGUAACAAGAAUAAUGCAGGUCCUCCUGAAAACAUCCUCUUCUGCGGCAAACUCAUUCGUUACAGCAAUCCCAUGUCGCCAAAUGAUGAUCAAAACAAGGCGAAGAUGCCCGAUAAACGUUCGAGAUCAUUGAUUUCGUUGUCAAGUAGAAAGAGUUGGAGAUGGUACAUAUUCUUGUUUGGAAAAGCGGGAUUUCCAACUGAGUUGGAAUUGAAGGACCUUAAAAACCGACAGAGCCGUAAGGUUGCUUCUUCUUCUACCGGCAAAGGGAAGGGGAUGUGGCCACUGAUCAAGGCAUUAAGUUGCAGUGGUGGUGCCACCUACCAUACACAAUCAGUCGUCAAGGCCUCCGUUAAUGGUUGCAUUUCACUUGUCUAAAAAUAAAAAUAACAAACUUGUCAACCUUUGACGAGGACUCGCUACCUUUUCGAGUACUUCAUUCAUCCUAAUUUAUGUGAUACUUUUCAUUUUUUGAGAGUCAAUUUGACUAAGCAAUAGAAGAUUCACCUGUAUAAUUCAGCUCCAAUCGCCGGUUGGGUACAUUGUACCAUUAUUAGAUGCUAGACUAGACUAGAUGGCUUAUAAUAUGGAGUAAUGAGUAAUCUGAUUAGAAAUUUAGUUGCCAAAAGAUUCAAAUCUUUUUUAGUGCUAUAAUUUUAUUUUUCCACAUGCAUUGUAUAAAUUAAGCGAUUUUCUCCUUCAGUUACCAAGCUGGCAGUACAUGAAUUUUAGCAUUGA